AUGCAAGGACUAUUGAAAUUUACCAAAUUCCAACCACUAUACAGUUCAGGAUACUCAAAAGCGAGAUCGUUGGUACAACCAUUACAACUUUUGAUUCAGAGACGAAAAUUCAGCAUGAGCAAUUUAGUUGGAAAGCAAGGAAAAGGCGUACAAGGCCGACAAUACGAAUUGGAUUUUGACCGCACUACCGUCGCUAAGAAUGGAACAAAAACAGAAGCCAAAGUGCUGGGUACUGCAUUUAAUGUUCUUUUAGUUCGAGCAAAAAACCAAUACUUUGCUACUGCUGGAAAAUGUUCACAUUAUGGUGCUCCUUUGGUCAACGGCGCUGUGACUUCGAACGGUAGAAUCGUGUGCCCUUGGCACGGUGCUUGCUUCGACAGUGCAACAGGAGACGUCGAAGAUUCACCAGCCAUUGCAGGGUUACGUACGUUUCCAAUUUCGUCGGCGGAAGAUGGCCGUCUUUUCAUUGAGGUGGAAGAUCAGGGCGAUGGUGGUUCCAAGUUUUUGCAGCCCGCGGGUUGUUGGAGAAACAAGGCCGCCGAGGUUUACGAAAAAGGAAGCGUCCAAACUCAAGCCGCUGCUCCCCACGUAUGCAUUGUAGGCGGGGGCAAAGGAGCUUCUGUAGCUGCAGAGUACCUGCGUGAACGUAACUAUAAAGGAAGAAUCACCGUUCUCACCCGUGAAGAUGUGACUCCCUAUGACAGACCCAAACUGUCGAAAACGUUACUUCAUGACCAUUCGAAAAUUGCUUUACGUUCCAAAGAAUAUUAUGAUGACCUAGACAUUGAAUUCCGUUUCAAGUCUAAUGUAAACAAAAUAGAUCCUAAGGCAAAAACUGUCCACUUUGGAGAAAACGAAUCCUUGGACUACUCAAAGCUUAUUUUAGCUACUGGUGGUGAAGCCAACAAAUUUCCCCUUCCCGGCCUCGAUGCCUCCAACGUUUAUUGUCUUCGUUCCCUGGCAGAUGCCACCAAGUUGGCAUCUGCAACAAACGAAUCCGGCAAGAAGAAGGACAUUGCUAUCAUUGGAAGUAGUUUUAUUGGACUCGAACUUGCCGUUGCUUUGAAGGAUCAUAAUGUUUCUGUUGUCGGAAUGGAGUCCGCACCUUUUGAAAAAAUCAUGGGCAAAGAAAUGGGUAAUGCCAUUAAAGCAUUACACGAACAGAACAAUAUCCACUUUUUCUUGGAGAAUUCCAUAAAGGAGGCCCAGAAGUCCUCAGCCGACCCUUCCAUUGUGGACAAGGUUGUUCUCAAGGAUGGCGAAAUCAUACCCGCCGAGGUUGUUGUAUUGGCAGUUGGUGUCAAACCCAAUUUGAGCUACAUAGCAGACCAUGUUCAGCUUGAAAAAGACGGAGGAGUAAAGGUAGACAAGAACUGCCGCGUCGAAGGUCUUGACGACGUGUAUGCCGUUGGUGAUAUCGCUCAUGCCCCUUAUGCAGGAUUACCUGAGAAUGGAAACACACGUAUCGAGCAUUGGGACGUUGCUGGAAAUACCGGUCGCGUUGCUGCAAAUCACAUUCUACUUGGCGAAAACGCUGAAUACACCACCAAAUCCUUUACUCCCUUCUUCUGGUCUGCACAGGGCAAGCAAAUCAGAUACUGUGGAAACAACGCCGCAGAAGGCUUUGACGAUAUCGUGGUUCAAGGAUCAGUUCCCGAUUACAAGUUUGCAAUGUUUUAUACUAAAGGAGAAAAAGUCGUUGGUGUCAGCAGCAUCAUGAAGGAUCCCACUGUUUCUCAAUGCUCUCGUCUUUUCCUUACAGGAAGCAUGCCAACCAAAUCCCAGUUGAAGGAAGGAUUUGAUGUUUGUUCCAUUGGACUGUAA
This is a messenger RNA of Schizosaccharomyces osmophilus, 1824 nucleotides long. RefSeq names its product mitochondrial inner membrane anchored oxidoreductase Aif1 (gene aif1). The record is from RefSeq and is a predicted model, not a curated record. Bases 1 to 1824 code for a protein of 607 amino acids. Lineage: Eukaryota; Fungi; Ascomycota; Schizosaccharomycetes; Schizosaccharomycetales; Schizosaccharomycetaceae. Gene Ontology annotation, cellular component: cytoplasm. Gene Ontology annotation, molecular function: oxidoreductase activity, acting on NAD(P)H; flavin adenine dinucleotide binding; 2 iron, 2 sulfur cluster binding. The transcript has 2 exons.